AUGAAGGAUUCACUCUUCAGCCUUCCUCACGUCUGUGCUCCUAACUUGAACUGCUUGGAAAGACAACCCGAUUGGAUUGUCUUGGCCUUACUUUCAGCCCUACUCUUGGUGGUUUCUGCAAGCGCUUGCUCAGUCGUCAGCCACCAACCGCAGCAGCAGUGGUGAAUGGUGCUCGCACGAGUGCUUCCUCCAAGGUCUAUCAUGCGGCAUUCUCUUUGUUCCUAUUGUUGCAUUUGAGGCAUUUUCCUGUCAGUUCUGUGGGUGACUCAGUCGAUUUUGCAUCCGAGUCUCCCGACCCUUCCCAACAAUUCCAUCAUGGCAAGCGCUGUGAAACGUCCUCUGGGUCGAGUUCGAAAACACGACGCUCCCGCGCCGCUCCAUGAGCGAUGGGGCGAUGUGGGAAUCACAGUUCCUACCGAGGGAUCCUGGAAUCAAUAUGAGGACCACCAUGAUUUGUCGCUCAGAAAGGGGGCUUGCGAUUCAAGCUACGUUCUUUCCAGCUUGCAUCGAGGUCAUCACGAGGAGACCACCCCCUUGACAGAUCAUCCCCAGCACACCGCCAGACCCAGCUCUCUAUCUAUCAAAGCCCUAAACCCACGUCGACUGUCUGUGCGUCUAACUUCACGAUCGAAGCCCUUGCACGAUUAUCCGGAGGAGCAUGUCCAACAGCCCACCACCAAAGCUGAACGCAGACGGUCUCAGUUUGCCUAUAGACCAAUUCAGCAAGACUACCCUGCCGAAAUUGCUGAAAAGACCUCAUACUCCGAGCCUCGUUCGCCACGGUUCACAUACAUUCCCGCCGGGAAUCAAUUUCCAGAAGAGCUGAGAGCACCAUCACCGCAGCCGCAGUACAGCCGCCGUGCAAGCUCCUGCACCCCUUCCGAUGAGGACUUUAAGGAGCGGCGGUCGAGACUUCGAAGCCGUCAAACCCAUCUCGAGGACACAUUCAGCAACCUAUCGAUCGAGAAUGCCCAUCGCCACAAUCGAGAAUCUCGGUCGUUAGCUUCCCUGCGACGAAGCGAGGCGAGCAGUAGCCGGCGCACCAGCGCUUCAGUGGAAAGGAGUCUCAGGUUUUCGACAGAGAAAAGGGUCACUCGACUCGGGAAGUACAUGACUACAGCUAUGGUGCCUAAUCCAGAUCAGCUUUAUGAUUAACGAACGAGGCGCAAUUUACGCCGAUAAUGCCUUGACGGCCUACGGAACCAGUCCAUUCUGAUUCUUGCAUAGCAUUGCUCUUGGCAUAGCGUUGG
This is a messenger RNA of Aspergillus saccharolyticus JOP 1030-1, 1250 nucleotides long. RefSeq lists its product as uncharacterized. NCBI's taxonomy places the organism in Eukaryota, Fungi, Ascomycota, Eurotiomycetes, Eurotiales, Aspergillaceae. The transcript has a single exon. The coding region runs from base 316 to 1155 and encodes 279 amino acids. The record is from RefSeq and is a predicted model, not a curated record.